GACUAUUGUAGGGAAACUCGGGGUGCGGUGACUUCGCUCGUCUCACCGUUCAUUCAUUGAUCUUGACGAUCACUUUUUCUGGGAAGCUUCUUUGUUCUAGAACCUCAUUCAUCGAUCUCGACAAUCUGUUUGGAAGCUUAUACAACCUUGGCGACCACGCUUCUCGGAAGCAAGCUUCUUCUUUCUAGAAGACAACUCGUUGAUUUUGACGACCUUUUUGGAAGCUUCUAGCCUUGAAAUUGCCGAGGAGAGAGGGUGGCUAUGGCGGGAUCUUCAAUUCGCCAGCUCUUCGUGUCGGUGCGAGACGGAGCAAGAAGACAGCGAUCUGUAUCUGUCGUCUGGGUUAAGAUGGCUUCGAUACGCAGUGUAGGGUCUGUUGCUCAUCGCCAGCUCGAACAGCUUUCGUCGAUCAGGACCUUUGUGUGGGAACCUUCUCGUGAUAGCGCGAGCCGCAGGUUGAGUCCAGUGGCAGCAGCUGCGACUGGCGGCUUGAUCGGGAGCGGGAUUAGACACACGGUGCUGCCGGUCAAUUUGACCAGUUCAUACUCUCAAAUCAAGAACAUCGGCAGUGACUGUGGAUGGACUGCGAUUUCUCCGCUUGUUGCAAGGCCAGGAGGGCAGUCUGCGAGCGUGGUGGCAUGGCGGGGGUUUGCUACGGAUCAGAAGGGGGGAGAUAAAGAGGGGAAGGGCAGAGAGCCGGCACCGGAGAUGGGCUCCGCGAAGGACGCGGAGGACAGAGGAGAGGUUGAGGAGGCGGGGUACGGGAGGGCAAGAGAGAAUGGGGAGAAGUUGCAUGACGCAUCGGGUGCCAGGGAGAAGACGAGGGCAGCCGUGGAUCUUGCAAAGGAUGUAGCGAAGGGAAUAAAGGAGGCGGCGGUAAGAGUUGUGGAUGUGGCGACGGAGACGGUGGGCAGGGCGGAAGAGACUGCAGCCGGCGUUAUCCGAGGUUCGGGAUCCAAGGAACAUGGGACUGGUGGGACUGGUGAUAAGGGUGACACUCGUGAUGGGCGGCCUACGGAGCAACGACAGGGUCGAGGUGCACAUGACACUGACGGUGACAACCAAACGUCGGAAACGGAAGGCUCUGGGGAGGAGAAGAUCGAGGUCAAGUGCAUCCCCGAAGACGAAUCAGGGGUCCAUGUUGUUCAUGAUGCCCCUGGUUCACAGAGGAUCCCAAUGGGAGUCGAUACGCCAGAGAUGGGAUCGGCAAAGGAUGCGGAAGAUAGAGAAAAGGAUGAGGCUGCGGGGUAUGAGAGGGCAAGAGAGACUGGGAAAGAGGUGCGCGAGGCUCCGGGUACCAAGGGGAAGACAAGGGCAGCCGUGGAUCUUGCAAAGGAUGUAUCGAAGGGUUUGAAGGAGGCUACUGCGAAGGUGGUGGACGUGGCAAUGGAGACAGCGGGCAGGGCACGGGAGACGGCAGCUGGCAUCUUUGAAGGUGCGGGAUCCAACAAGGAAGGUGGGACUGAUGAUAGUGGCAAGUCUUCUGAGUUUAGAGACCAACAGGGUCGAGGUGCACAUGAUAGCAAGACUGAAGGUGCUGGGGAGAUGGUGGGGGAGAAGACUCAGAAAAGCAGCCAUGAAGAUGAACCCGGUGUCCAUGGUGUUCAGGGUGUUCCUGGUACAAAGUCCAUUCCAAUGGGACCUGGUGGUCUGUCAGGUCCUGAGGAUGCUGUUCCUGGUUCUGUGCAAUCUACGCUGAGUAGAAGUUGAUGCUCCCGCUGUGGAACACGGACAUAAGUGCGACUACUUCUGCCAAUUUUGUGGAUCAGCCAUUGCAUGAUGAGUUGGCAAACUUAGCAUUGCGUGCAGGGGAAUUGAGGAAUUGGGCAUGUAGUUGGGUUUUAAUACGUCUUGGUAAACUGUAAACAUAUUAUCAUAACAGAUUGUCACAGCCCAUGGGUUAACAAUUCAGUAAUCAUUCAUAUGACAACAAAUUGUCACUGUUGCAGGUUUGCAGCCCAUGGGCUUACACAACCUUCCAGGAGAACGAUUGCAUGGUUGACGAUUUGGCAGUCAUAUCAUGACAAAUUGUCGAUCUGUCAGAGUCCACACGCUUGGGAGAAUCUUCGUAUCAUGUCACGUUCGUUGAGCAUGUCUUGUUUGUUGAGCAUCAGCUUGAUGCACCACAGGCACAGGUGUCAGCUCACAAUGGGUGCCAGUGAGCUGGUAUCGAAGCCAUCAUGGUGGUAGAAAUUGUUUGUUCCCUUCUGGGAAAAUUUAGUAGUUGGUUGAGUUGACAGUGACUAGACUGUAGUAGCGAAGUCACAGUGACUAGACUGUAGUAGCGAAGUCACCUGUUGUGACAUCGACUCACCUGUUGUGACAUCGAUCUAGCCUCCAGGCACAACAACCGGAUUGGUAGCUUUGGACCUCGGUCGUUUUCACCUGGGAACUUGUGGGAAGUGCCACGAGGGCGUCUGCUGAUCUUUAGGAGGAAGGGGGAAUUUUGAGUUGUUGGAAAGGGAAAGGACGAAAAGACUUGUGAGACACUGACAUUUUAAAUUCUAUCGUUUUAGAGAAUUGUGGUGUCUUGGCGUUGAAUAUCCAAUGGCUUGUCACAUGGGAAGUUGAGUGGCGUCUCGCCGUCUCCUUGUCCGAUACCGAAGGACUUGUCACAUGGGAGGGUGUUUGGGCAAGUUUGAAGAAUAUACAGAGAUUUGCAUGGCUCCUGUGCAAGGACGGUAGAUUUUAGUAUGUAACCCUGCAUUCAUUGAACGGGGGCUCGGUUCAGAACUGAGCGCUUUGAAUGU
Chara braunii is the source of this 2750-nucleotide messenger RNA. The record is from the annotation of a GenBank genome assembly. Lineage: Eukaryota; Viridiplantae; Streptophyta; Charophyceae; Charales; Characeae.